AGUGAAUUGUAGUGGAGAAAGCAUCUUUUUUUCUUUCUUUUUCUUCUUUUUUUGACUGGAAAAGCAGUGGUCUCUGUGGCGUUCUCCACACGAGCAUAAUGGAGUGCAUUUGAACGUCGCGAAAACGAUACAGUGACACCACUACAUGACUGUACACUUCAAUACCGUGCUGACAUUCCUUGGCCAGUUUGAGAAGUAUAGUGUAUAGUGUGGCCAGGAUGUAAGUACAGUCGAGAUUGGAUAUAAGUACAGCGGAGAUUGGAUAUAAGUACAGUGGAGAUUGGAUAUAAGUACAGUGGAGAUUGGAUAUAAGUACAGUGGAGAUUGGAUAUAAGUACAGUGGAGAUUGGAUAUAAGUACAGUGGAGAUUGGAUAUAACGACACUCUUUCGGGAGAAAGCAAAAUGUCGCUAUAUUUGAUCUGUCACUAAACCCGAUCUUCACAUUUAGUAUGCAAUAUGUAUAACAAAAUGACAGAAAUGUAUUGUAGAUAUACAUGUACAUGAUUGUACAUGUGGAUAACAGAAUCUGAUGUGUAUUGGAAAGGCUUCCUGUCUGAAGCCUUUCCAUACUGGUACUCGAUGUUCCAGUUUUGUGACACGAGAAUGGCACGAGAAUUAGUGUACCGCUGAGUGUACCGCUAUACACGUGGUCGACACUUAGUCGACACGUAGUCGACACGUUGUUGAUACUUUUUUGACACGUGACCCCGUCAACGGUCUGCUUUGUGCCAAUGCCACUCGGUAAACGCCGAUGUCGCGUACGACAAAGACGACUAUCCCGUACGCGAAAUAGUUGAGAAUUGCAUGGCGUGGACCUGACGGCAAGGACAACUGCGUGGAGGCCCCUUUCGGUACCCCUGACGGGAAGGAGAACUGCAGAAGUCGACGAAGUCGAACGAGGAGGUCCCUUUUCCGUACCCCAUACUGCAAAGUGCCAUUGAUGGAUACCUUUUGCACCUGGAACGACCCCUUAAACGCUGUCGCGGCGACUAUCCCGUACGCGAAAUAGUUGAGAACUGCUGACGUGGACCUUUUGCACCUGGAACGGCCCCGUAAACGCUGUCGUGUCGGCGGAGUGAAUGUGCAGGGUACUAGGGUGAAAAGAAUUGCUGCAAAGACGUCCCCUCUACUAGGCUCUAGGCCUUUGCCUUUGGAGACAUCGUCGGCGAACUGAAUGCGCAGGGCGAAAAGAAUUGCUGCAAAGACGUCCGCUCUAGGCCUUCGGACAUCGUGGGAACUCCUUCCGGUACUAUACAAACUGCUGACGUGGCCGUGGACAUGUACAUGGAGAGUCAUGGUGGGACUUCAUGUACAUGGAUACAUGGUGGGAAUUCCUUCCGGCACCCUCGUACCGCAAAGCCAACGGUGGGGAAGGAGAAGUGCAGACGUGCAGGAAGACGAACGAGGAGGAACCAGGACUAGCUGGACCGUAAGUAAUAGCUGAAUUGUGCAUGACAACUUGACAUCCAUGCGGCACUCGCCACUUGCCACUGCAUAUUUCUUGUCCACUAACAAUGUCUCUCUUCUGCCCCCUGUGUGUCCACGGCCCUGUUGCUGAAUUGGCCCGAUGAAUCGAAUGUCUUCCGCAGCUGGAACGGCCCCGUGAACGCUGUCGCGUCGGCGACUGAAUGCGCAGGAGGGAAAAUAUUGCUGCGAAGACGUCUCCUCUAGACGACGGUAUAUCAUCCCGUGACGACCACAUUGAAGUCUGAAUUUGAAGUGUGAAGAUGCUUCAGCAACCACAUCGUACUUUUCCAUUGCUUUCAUUGUGCUUCUACUUUGCAUGUGUGUAACUUGUGGGGUAAACAUGUGAUGACAUUGAAUGCUGGCGACACGGUCAGAUGUUCAUGCGUCUAACGUACACCUGCAUGUUAUGCAUUGAAAAGGGUUUGUCACUUGCGAUCCUGGGACGAGUAUCAGGUCCGCUUUGUCCUGUGUGGGCUGUAUCAGAUUGCUGUUCACUUCUCUAUCUGUUGGAUAUGUGACUUUCUGCAAGUUUCUGGUGUAUGAUGGCCACGUCCUUGCUUGUCACUUUGUAUGAUAUUACAUUCUGUAUUCGCUGCUUCCAUGGCAUGGUCUGCAAACUACAAUCCUUGGGCAAAUGUCAUGUUUGCUAUGUUGUGCUUUGGCCGUCAGCUUGUCUACACGCUGUAGUUGUGUCGAGAACUGCCGUUCACGAAUAUUUGAAAUACAUAUAAAUUUAGUGUUCACGUCUUACUUGAACUUCCUGUAGUUUCAGUCUGCAACUCCGUCGUCUUUCUCCUUUUCUAACUCAGUCUUUCCAUUAUCUGACAGUGGUGCUCUCACCUCUAGCUAGGUGCAAGCACCCUCCGCCAGACGCGAACUACAUUCUUGUUUCUCUAAAGACUCUCAAAUAUAAUUUCUUCUUCGCGUUCACUUUCGUUCUGCAGUUUAUUUAUUUAUUUAUUUUCCUUUCUUUCUACCUCGUGGUACACGCGCUACAUGUGCCACCAUCUUUGUUUCCAUGGCACCACAGUGCACCUGACCACGCGAUCGCUACGCAGCUCAGGCCCGAAUGGGUCCGGGUGCGCUGCUUCGCGAUCUAUUUGGCCUCGCUUGCUUCCGAGCACCGCCGUUUUCGGAGCGUACUCAUUGUGCGUCUCAGUUCUUUUCUCCGUUGUUUGUAUCUCCUUGUUAUUGGUUAUUCUUCUUCUUGACUGAAGUGUAGUUGAUGAAUGAACGAUGGUGGUUUGUGUAGUAGUAGUGUGAGUGUGUGCAUGGUUGGAAAGGUCUUCUACAUUCUAUAAUCAAAUCGAUAAGAUUUUGACAUGGUGCUGUAACCAGGUGACGGUUACCUGUCCGCAACGCAGUUUCCCCGUCGUUUUUCCGACACUCAUCGUCGUGCAGGUAUGUACACUCAAAUGGUCCAGCGCCGGGCCAAUAUGAAGCGUCGCCUCACACGCGUCAGGGAAAAGCUGGCGAGGGAGCUCCACAAGGAGGAGCCAUCCCCACACUACGUGCUGGGCGACUGGCAAACAGCGGCAGAGCUAGCGUCUCACAUAAACGACCUCCAAUCACAAAUACGUAGCCUCGUCGAGCUCGACGCAAACGAUGAGAAACUAGACGAUCUCGACUCUUGGGAGUCGUCCUUCGAUGAGGAGGUGGAAAUUUUGAGAACAGCGAGGGCGUUUUUGGAGAAACACGCGCCCUCCCUGCUACAGCAACCAGUGCCAAGUGAAAGCAGGUGUUCUGAGAGUGUGAUGUGUAGUGCUAGUAAUAGUAGUAAACACAUGCAGACUGAGCACCCUGUUUCGGAGCAGCUCUCAGUCUCUCAACACGCUAGUCAUCCUGCUAGCAGCACGCCUGCCUUUACUGGUGUGAUGGACAGUAUGCCAAAUGCCACUGGUACUGCUAGUCAAGCACUCACAGCAGUCAGUGCAAUUGCAAAUACCCAUGAUCCUACUCACCAUACUGGUUCAUUAAGCACACUGCAGUACACACCAGCAGUGCCACCGCCACCACCACUACACUUGCCUGAGCCUACACCUGGUACUGGUAGUGCCACUGGUCGUGCACAGUGGAGCAACGCAGAGUACACUUCUGACAGCGAGUCUGUAUGGUCGGAUGCUGACUCCACGUCUACCAACACCUCGUUCCAUGCACCCUCGGUUGUUCCAGGCUCUGCUAUGUUUGUUGCUGCAGUCUCCCAGGCUGCCAGUCAUGCCGCACGUGCUGCUGUGGAGGCCACAUGGCAGAUGGACACCUCGAACACACCACGUCGCACUCCUGGUCGGACACCCGUGCAGCUCCCUAAGCUCACACUGCCAACCUUUCAUGGUGAUAUCCUUGCAUGGCCCGACUUUUGGGAUAUGUUUUCUGCUGCAGUCGACACACAGCAGUUACCCCAGGUGUCAAAGUUCACGUAUCUGCGCAGUGUGCUGAAAGGUCCUGCCGCCCGUCUGGUCUCAGGCAUCGCAGUGACCGACGCAAAUUAUCCGACUGCUGUCAGCACCCUGAAGGCCGAGUAUGGCAAGCCUGAUAUAGUUAUUGCUCAGUUAUACGGUCGCCUACAGCAUAUCGCUCAGUCCUCCACACGCUAUGCGGAUAUAAAAUCUACAUGUGAGGCUCUGGAGAACAUCCUCCUGCAACUGGAGGCCCAGGGGGAAAUACUGAAAGGUCAACGCCUAGUAUGCCACCAGGUACUCUCAAAGCUUCCACUGAGUGUAACUACGAAGCUUGAGGAGUGGCGACCCUCCCAUGACGUCUCAGCACCGUGGGACAUAGAAGACCUCCGCCAGUACCUGAAACGGUACGUGCUUCUGCACGACCGAGCACAACAACGCUCUGGCCAGCAGCAAAGCACCGCUCCAGUGGAUAUGCUGCCGUCCAGUACACUUGUGGCCACUUCUGGCGCACCGUUUCGUAGGCCGCAAGCUGCUACGUCUGCACCCGCUCGGCCACGGAAGCCGUGUGUGUUCUGUGAUGGUGCCCACAACCACGAUGCCUACGUUAGGUUCGCAACUACCUCAGCACGGAAGGACAGGCUCCUUGAGCUCCAUCUCUGUUACCGUUGUCUUGGCAAAGGCCAUGUCGCAUCUGCCUGCACCCUGCAACGGAAAUGCCGACAUUGCCAGCAGCCGAACCAUCACAACACUGCUAUUUGUUCGCGCCAACAGUCUGCUGUUCACCAGAUCGGUGUCAACAAUGUGCAACAGCAGCCACGGCCGCAGCGGUCGCCGCCUCCGCCGCCACAGCAACAGCAGCCACAGCAGCAGUCUCAAUCCGCUACGACACCAGCACAGUUCUCAUCUUCAUGUAUGUCUGUCAAUGUCCAGUGCAACACGGUACAGGAUCGUGUCGGUUUAGCGCGCAUGAUGACUGCAACUUCUGCUAUCACCGCCAAUGGUCGCCGUACCACUGUGCGCAUCCUGUUUGACAGUGGCAGUCAAUCAACAUUCCUCAGCGCAUCUGCUGCUGAGCAACUUCAACUUCAGCCCCUCGGUAAGGACACGCUGAACGUAUUCUCCUUUGGCAGUGAGACUCCUCUGCGCCUUGUGCCAGAUGUGGUACAAUUUGCUCUCCUCCACAAGGACGGUUCUACUCGGACUCUUCAUGCGCAUGUGUUGCCAGCAUCGAAGACGAUCCACCCUGUGCAGCACAGCUCACUCUCUGCGGCAGACAGAGCAGUUCUGAUCAAUCUGCCGGCAGACUCUCUGGCUGAUCCGUUACCGGACGGUGCCUCCACUCAUGCAGUCGACUUGCUACUGGGCAUACAGUACUUCUGGGACCUCAUGAGUGGUCUGCCAACACGGUUGCCUUCUGGCCUCUACCUCAUUCCGUCUCGAUUGGGAUAUCUGUUGUCUGGCAACCCGAAUCCAGCCACUGCAGACAGCUCGCAUGCCUCUGCUUCUGACUCUGUGGUCUUUGUGUGCGCUACGGAACGCGUACCGGAUCUGUCCGAGAUGUGGUCUCUCGACAGUAUUGGUAUCAGUGACUCGCCGUUCCUCACUGACGACAACCGUGCCCCGCAGCACUUCAACUCAACCGUCCGAUUUCGUGAUGGCCGCUAUGAAGUCGCUUGGCCGUGGAAGUCUGAGCCACCUGACCUGCGAGACAACUAUGGCCUCGCACUCGGUCGUUUGACCUCCCUCGCUAAGCAGCUCGCUAGGGACCAUGACCUGCUAUUGCGCUACGAUGCAGUGAUCCAGUCUCAGGUUGAGCUGGGUAUUGUUGAACGUGUGUCAACCAACACUUCAACUCACACCGUCAAGCACUACCUGCCGCACCAGCCAGUCGUGACACCCUCCAAGGCGACCACUAAGCUGCGCAUUGUAUACGAUGCCUCGGCCAAGUCGUCCAAAGCAGCUAAGUGUCUGAACGAGUGCAUGCAUCGUGGCCCCAUCAACUUGCCGAAUCUCUGUGGCAUACUUCUCCGCUUCCGUUGCCACUCCAUUGUGCUGUUGGCUGACAUCGAGAAAGCGUUUCUCCAGCUCAGCAUUCGUCCGGAUGACCGAGAUGUCACACGUUUUCUCUGGUUUGACGAUCCAGCAAACCCUGCCACAUCCAAGGACAACUUGGCUGUGUAUCGCUUCUGUAGGAUGCCGUUCGGUAUUGUUGCCAGUCCGUUUCUGCUGGAAGCUACUAUCCAUCACCAUCUGCAGCUGCAGUGUACUCCUCUUGCCGCUUCUAUCGAUCAGAAUAUCUACGUGGACAACGUGUUGAUUGGUGUCUCGGAUGUUUCUGAUGUUCUUGCCGUAUAUGAGGAGGCCAAGUCCGUUUUCCAGCGUGCAUCAAUGAACUUGCGUGAGUGGACAACCAAUAGUACAGCUGCUCGGGCGACUCUACCAGCGGAUGACAUCGUCACGACUCGACAUGUCAAGGUGCUUGGUUUACAGUGGGACACACAUGACGAUGUAUUGUCAAUUGCUGGUUCUCGCUGCACCCUCUCUGCUGCUGCACCUGCUACUAAGCGCAUUGUCUUGCAAGCCGUCUCUGCUUUGUACGAUCCGCUUGGUCUACUCGUCCCAGCCAUUCUGUCUGGUCGCCUGCUACUUCGUCAAUUGUGGCAAGCUGAGCUCAAUUGGGAUGACCCUCUACCUGCACACUUUACUGACGAAUGGUCUGCUAUCUCCUCUAUGAUGGCAUCGCUCUCUUCGAUCACUAUUCCCCGUUUGUGUUGUCCGGUCGGCAGCGCUACGGAUGUACAGCUCCAUAUCUUCACUGACGCUUCUGUCAAUGCGUAUGCAGCUGCUGGCUACCUCCGGGUCACAGAUGGCAGUUCGGUACACUCUGCCCUCGUCUUCAGCAAGAUGCGGCUCGCACCGGCUCCGAAGAAAUCAUCUUCUACCGCUGACACCAUGACCAUUCCUCGCCUGGAAUUACUGGGUGCCGUCAUUGGUGCUCGACUUGCGUCAUUCCUUCGGCAGGAACUCAACCUCACGCUCUCGUCCACUACUGUCUGGACUGAUGCCAGGUGCGUUCUGCAUUGGCUUGUAUCAAGUCGGGACCUGUCUACAUUUGUGGCCAAUCGCAUCGCUAGCUUACGUGCUCUGCCGGACAUCACGUAUCGCUAUGUCCCCAGUGCUGCUAAUCCUGCUGAUUUGGCUACUCGUCCGCAAACAGCUGCGCAGCUCGCCGACAGUACUCUAUGGUGGUCUGGUCCUUCGUGGCUAACAGAAGACGUCAGCAAAUGGCCUGCUUCUAGUCACCCCACCAUCACUCCUCAGGACUUGGCGUUGGCCGAGGCCGAGUAUCGUGGACCUCGUCUCAUCCACAGCAUGCUCGCUACCCAACCAGUCCUGCCGCCGUCACUUGUGCAGCAGUCUAUCCUAACGCGCUCGUCCUCACUGUCCAAAGCCGUCAGAAUCUUGACCUACUGCAUGCAUUUCCUCUAUCGUGUUGUGUGGACUCGGUUGCCAGCUGCUCAGCAGACACGCCUUCAGGAUGGCCAUGCUCUGCUAGCUCAGCUACUCAGCCAGUUUGAUGCUCAACCGUACGUCUUCAGCGUCAGUGUGCGACGCUUGGUUCUGUCUCUAUUCGUACGUUCAGCGCAGCACAGCUCCUAUCCUGAUCUGUACUCUGGUUCUCUCGCUGAUAGCACGUCACCGUUGGUGAAGCAAUUUGGUCUUCAGCGUGACCAGCUCGGUGUUAUCCGUUGUCAUGGCAAGCUUGCUCACGUCCAUGCUACCAGCCAGCCUGCUCUGCUGCCACGCCAGCAUCGUCUCACUGUCUUGAUCAUUCUCGACAUCCAUGGCCGCCUGCUGCAUGCUGGUCCAAGCCACACCCUCGCACAGCUUCGCCUCAACUUCUGGGUUCCUCAUGGUCGUCAGGCUGUUCGCCAUGAACUGAAGCUAUGUCUUGUGUGCCGUCGUCAAGACUCGCCACCCUAUCGUCUUCCGUUGAUGCCGCCUCUGCCUGCUGAGCGUGUCAACCCUGCUCAUCCAUUUGAGUUCACCGGUCUGGACUACUUUGGACCAUUGCUCAUCAAGCAGUCCGACUCCUCCACGACCAAGGUAUGGGUCUGUUUAUUCACCUGUUUCGCUAUCCGUGCUGUCCAUCUCGAGUUCGUGGAUGACAUGUCCACAGCUGCCUUCAUCUCUGGCUUACGUCGCUUCAUUGCUCGUCGUGGCGUACCGCGUCUGUUGUAUUCUGACAACGCCAGCCAAUUUCACCUCGCCAGUUCUGCCGUGCCGGAUGCCUGGUCCUCUCUACCGUCUGACCCCGUCCUAGGCGAGUUUCUCUCUCAACGUCAGAUCACGUGGAAAUUCACCACUGCACUCGCCCCAUGGCAAGGUGGUAUUUAUGAGCGCAUGGUUGGCCUUGUGAAGGGCUGCAUGCGGAAAGUUGUUGGCCGGCAGUUGCUCUCGCUCCCACAGCUCCUCACCUUGCUGGCUGAAGUUGAAGCUGUCGUCAACAACCGCCCACUGACUCCCGUUUCGGCUGACGAUGAAGGUCCUGGUCUUCUCGUGCUCUCUCCAGCUCACUUCCUCGUUGGUGGUCGACCCACGCUGAUCCCUGUCGACACAUCCUCUGCUGAUGAUCCCGACUAUUCGCCUGAUAUCAGCUCCCGGGAUCACAUCUUGCAGUGGUGGAGGGCGUCCCAAGUUCUCUUGGAACGUUUCUGGAAAUGCUGGCGGACUGAGUACUUGCAAUUACUCAGGGAACGUGCGAACCCUGAUCACCGCCAGCCCAAGACGUCUCUAUCCGGCCAGCCACAGGUUGGGGAGAUCGUCAUCGUCAAAUCCGAAGGUAUACCACGUGGCCAGUGGCACAUUGGCAAGGUAACAGCGGCUAACGCUAGUGCGACAGAUGGUUGCGUCCGCUCAGCAGAGGUCCUGAUGCCGUCUGGGCGCACAGUGGAACGCCCACUAUCGCUGCUGUAUCCACUCGAGGUACCCAGCACCCGGCAGGAUGAUGCCCCCGCAGUCAUCAGCAGCCAGCAGUCAGAUAAUGCUCCUGGAGUGCAAGCACCACCGCCAUCAGCAACCCGCCCGAGGCGCAAGGCUGCCGAUCAGGCACGCCAAAACAUCGCUAGAUGGACUUGUAACUUCACGGCGUUAAGGUAAGUAUAACUUAUUAUAUUUCUACGCUUUAGUUCACAAUCUUCUUUGUUCCUUUCUCUUUCUAGUGCAUUCACACUUCUGUUUGGUGGGAGUGUCGAGAACUGCCGUUCACGAAUAUUUGAAAUACAUAUAAAUUUAGUGUUCACGUCUUACUUGAACUUCCUGUAGUUUCAGUCUGCAACUCCGUCGUCUUUCUCCUUUUCUAACUCAGUCUUUCCAUUAUCUGACAGUGGUGCUCUCACCUCUAGCUAGGUGCAAGCACCCUCCGCCAGACGCGAACUACAUUCUUGUUUCUCUAAAGACUCUCAAAUAUAAUUUCUUCUUCGCGUUCACUUUCGUUCUGCAGUUUAUUUAUUUAUUUAUUUUCCUUUCUUUCUACCUCGUGGUACACGCGCUACAUGUGCCACCAUCUUUGUUUCCAUGGCACCACAGUGCACCUGACCACGCGAUCGCUACGCAGCUCAGGCCCGAAUGGGUCCGGGUGCGCUGCUUCGCGAUCUAUUUUGGCCUCGCUUGCUUCCGAGCACCGCCGUUUUCGGAGCGUACUCAUUGUGCGUCUCAGUUCUUUUCUCCGUUGUUUGUAUCUCCUUGUUAUUGGUUAUUCUUCUUCUUGACUGAAGUGUAGUUGAUGAAUGAA
This is a messenger RNA of Sycon ciliatum, 9661 nucleotides long. RefSeq lists its product as uncharacterized. The transcript has 2 exons. Gene Ontology annotation, molecular function: nucleic acid binding. NCBI's taxonomy places the organism in Eukaryota, Metazoa, Porifera, Calcarea, Leucosolenida, Sycettidae. The record is from RefSeq and is a predicted model, not a curated record. Gene Ontology annotation, biological process: DNA integration. The coding region runs from base 2872 to 9027 and encodes 2051 amino acids.